This is a messenger RNA of Limanda limanda (common dab), 4937 nucleotides long. RefSeq names its product inositol polyphosphate-4-phosphatase type I A-like. NCBI's taxonomy places the organism in Eukaryota, Metazoa, Chordata, Actinopteri, Pleuronectiformes, Pleuronectidae. Bases 346 to 3318 code for a protein of 990 amino acids. The transcript is spliced from 26 exons. The record is from RefSeq and is a predicted model, not a curated record. Gene Ontology annotation, cellular component: cytoplasm. Gene Ontology annotation, molecular function: phosphatidylinositol-3,4-bisphosphate 4-phosphatase activity.
UGCAGCUGCGGGACAGAAACAAACAAUCCGGUUGUUCAAGUUGCGGGAUUCGAACGCAACACGUCACCGAACCGUGAGUAACCGGAGUUUGUGGCGGGAUUCGAACCGAUGACGGUUCAACCGGAAGGAGACAAGUUCAGAGGCCGAGGCUGGUUGUGAGCUGUGAGCCGCUCAUCCUCACUGAACCUGGAUCAGAUCACUUCCUCUUUACCGUCAUCCCAUCCGGACACUAGAGGUGAAUGAGAUCUACGCAGGAAGUGGGGCUCAUCACAUGGGAGUGUGUGGCGGCGUGUGCGAGGUCGUGUGUUCAGGCCUCCUGCUGUGGCCCGCUCGUCCCGGACCGGCAUGGCGGGGGUCCGAGAGCGCGGCUCCCGGACACAGAGGCCGUGGUCGGUGUACCGGGCCACCACGUUCGAGCUGUCCGACGAGAUGAUCGGCCUGGCUCUCGCAGGAAAUAGUCAGGACCCAGACGAGCCUGUGCUGGAGUUCAGCGUCGUCUGCACAGACCUGGUGACUCCUGCUCUGGAUCGAAAGCCCAACAGCUUUGUAGCAGUGAGCUGCACGACGCCGCCUCAGGCCUUCUGGACCAAACACGCCCAGACUGAGGUCAUAGAGGGCACCAGUAACCCCAUCUUCCUCAGCAGCGUCGCCUUCUUCCAGGAGUCCAACAUCAACCAGCAGACGCAGGUGAAACUGGCUGUCUACGACGUGAAGGACCGCUCGCAGGGCACGAUGUACCUGCUGGGCUCGGCACUUUUUCCUGUCAAGGAGAUUUUGCAGGAGAAGAGCCACAGACUCCAGCUGGAACUGAGAUCUGCGGAGAACGUGCGUGUGGGGAACAUCUCCAUCACAGCCUGGCAGAUGGAGGACAGAGCGGACCAGAGGAUGUCUCUCAACCGCCUGCCAGACGGCAUCAACGGCCGGACGGUGCUGACUGUUGACGAGAGCCUCACGGAGUCGAUGGGAGUCCGGAUCAAGUUCGCCUCGCUAUGCAAAGACACCCUGCUGCGCUCAGUGUUCGGAGGCACCAUGUCCAGGAUGUACCGCUUCCCCACGACGGACGGGAAACAUCUGCGUGUGCUGGAGCAGAUGGCCGAGAGCGUCCUGUCGGUCAACAUCCCCCGACAGUUCGUCAAGCUGCUGCUGGAGGAGGACGCGGCCAGGGUCUGCGAGCUGGAGGAGCUGGGAGAGUUGUCCCCCUGCUGGGAGAACCUGCGCCGACAGAUCGUCUCUCAGUACCAGACCAUAAUACUAGCUUACCAGGAAACCCUGUCCGACCUCAGUGAUUACAGAGGGCCGUCAUUCAAAGCCAGUAACCUGAAGGCCGAGAGGAAGCUGGAGUUCAUGCCAACCAACCUCCACGUUCAGAGGAUGAGGGUUCAGGAUGAGCUGGGCUUUGAGCACACGUAUGAUGUGAUCACAAUCGGAGCUCCGGCCGCUCACUGCCAGGGUUUUAAAAACAGCGGCCUGAGGAAACUCAUCCAGAAGUUUGAGGAGGCGAAGAAACACAGCGCGCUCUCCAGCUCGCAGUCCAUCGUCUUCAUCCCCCAGGACAUCGUCCGGGCCAAGGAGAUCAUCGCCCACAUCAACACGCUGAAGACUCAGGUCAGCUACUACGCCGAGAGGCUGUCCCGCGCUGCCAAGGACCGAUCGGCCAGCGGCCUGGAGAGGACGCUCGCCAUCCUGGCUGAUAAGACCCGUCAGCUGGUCGCCGUGUGCGACUGUAAGCUGCUGGCUUCAGCUAUUCAGGCCCUGAACGCCGCGCGGCCGGAGUACAUCGCCUCCAAAGCGUCUCCUUCCGCCGACUCGGAGCAAGUAGUCCUCCGUAACGACCAGGACACACUUCUCGCCAAGUGGAGCGGCCGCAACAGCCGAUCCUCGCUGCACGUGGACUGGCACGAAGAGGAAUGGGAGAAGGUUUGGGUGAAUGUGGAUAAAUCUCUGGAGUGCAUCAUCCAGCGAGUCGACAAGCUGCUCCAGAAAGAGAGGAGGCCCAGCGACGCCAGUCAGGACAGUACCCAGAGUGACCUGCAGGGCGGCGGCAGUAAGAAAGAUAACGGGGGAAAAAGACGAGCGUUCUGGAUCAACCCAGGAAAUAUGUCAGAGGAAUCUCCAUCCUCCUCAUCCUCAUCCACACUUCCACCUUCAUCAUCACCUCCUCCACCACCUUCCUCAUCCUCUCUGCCUGCCCUCUCCUCCACUCAUCCAGAACACGAGUCCUAUGGAAGCCCCGGUGCUGAGGAGGCGUACCCAGGUGAGUGGAGCGAGGCCUUGUACCCUCUCCUCACCACGCUCACCGAGUGCGUCGCCAUGAUGAGCGACAAGGCCAAGAAGUCCAUGGUCUUCCUGCUGAUGCAGGACAGCGCCCCGACGAUCGCCAUGGACCUGUCGCUGCAGUACCGCCGAGACGUGGUCUUCUGCCAGACGCUCACCGCUCUCAUCUGCGGCUUCAUCAUCAAACUGAGGAACUGUCUCCGUGACAACGGAUUCCUCCGACAGCUCUACACCAUCGGCCUCCUGGCUCAGUACGAGUCCCUGCUCAGCACCUACGGGGAGGAGUUGUCCAUGUUGGAGGACAUGAGCGUCGGCAUCAUGGAUCUGAGGAACGUCACCUUUAAGGUGACCCAGGCCACCGGCAGCUCGGCGCCCGACAUGCUGCCGAUCAUCACCGGGAACCGAGACGGUUUCAACGUCCGCAUCCCGCUGCCGGGAACCAUGUUCGACGCUCUGCCCCGAGAGAUCCAGAGCGGCAUGUUGCUGAGGGUCCAGCCGGUGCACUUCAACGUCGGCAUCAACGAGCAGCAGACGCUGGCGGAGAAAUUCGGAGACACGUCCCUGCAGGAGAUCAUAAACCUGGAGAGUCUGUCCAGGUUGAAUUCGUACUACGAGCAGUUCAAAGAAGUCCUGCCUGAGGACUGCCUCCCCAGGUCUCGUUCUCAGACCUGUCUCCCCGAGCUGCUGAGGUUCCUGGGGCAGAACGUUCACGCCAGGAAGAACAAGAACGUGGACGUCCUGUGGCAGGCGGCCGAGAUUUGUCGCCGGCUGAACGGCGUCCGCUUCACCAGCUGCAAAAGCGCCAAAGACCGCACGGCCAUGUCGGUGACGCUGGAGCAGUGCCUGAUCCUGCAGCACGAGCACGGCAUGGCGCCGCAGGUCUUCACGCAGGCGCUCGACUGCAUGCGCAGCGAGGGCUGCAGACGGGAGAACACCGUGAAGAACGUGGGAAGUCGGAAGUACGCGUUCAACUCGCUGCAGCUCAAAGCCUUCCCCAAACACUACCGGCCCCCCGACGGCACCUACGGCAAAGUGGAAACCUGAUUGGACCGCACAGACCGGUGUGUUGGGAUGUUUCCGUUGUAUUGGACCAGUGAGUUCAGGGAAGCCACGACAUGAAACUGGGCAGAAUCAAGACAAUCCAGACCCGGAUCAGUGGGCCAUCACGUCGCCCCCGGCUGUUCCAGAGGCUUUGGAUUUGGUUUGUUUGGAGAUUUUUCCGACUGAACCCACAGAUUUCUACGAGCUCGGUGUAAUAACUGAUUGUACUGUAGCACUGUCUUAUGUCACGUGACACAACACAAGAAUGUUGCCCCUGGUAGCUCUUUACUUAGAAAUGACCGCCACUGCCUCCUGAUCAAAGACUGAUGUAAUCAUUAUGAGCUUCACAGAUAUUAUUGUGUACGAAAAUCAAGACAAACUAGAAUAACUCAUUAAAACAGACAAAUCUCUCAUUUAAAAACAUAGUUCCAUCUUUAAAUACUGUUUCCCCUUCAAAGUCGUUGAAGAAUGUGCUGUGAGGCCCUCUUAACUUCUGAAGUGCCCUUAAGCAAGACGUUAAACCCCCACCAGCGUGACGGGGGGGAUGAAUCUGUGGCGACAAGUUUUCAUCCAAUCUUUCAAGUGAAUACAUUCGGUCAAACCAAACAUUUAAAGUCUUAAUUUCCAUUUGUUAGGACGUUUUUUUAAUAUUUUUCUUCACACAGUUUUGAUUUUAUAGUUUUUUCUCUAUAGUGAUCUGAUCUUUACAAUUUUUUUGUGAUCAAUAAAAUACAGCUCGUUUAAGGUCAAUAAAUCUGACCUCAAAUAUUGAGUAAUGUUAAAAUAUUCCUAAAUAUGAUUAAGAAUUGAUUUAUGCGUAUUUAGUUUCUAUGCAAAAUGUUUUCAUAGGGAUUGUGGAUUUUAAGGAGGCUUCACAGACACAAUGUUAAAAAGCAGCUAAAACUUUCAUUCAGGUUCAAAACAACAUUUUGGGCAUUUUAUUUGUUUUUAAUCACACUCCUGCAACAUUCAUCUGCAAUGAUCUGUUUGUACCACCAGGAGGCGCCGUUACUCUGCACUGUAAAGCCUCCACGGUUUGUCUGGCUCCAUCAUAUGUGACCCGUUGAGUAAAAAGCAUUUCACUGUAACAUGAACCAAACUGUCAGACUGUUAUUCUGCUGCCGUCCACAAACUAAUGCAUCUGUCACUCAGCACAGUUUCUAUUCUGUAGCAUCGUGAUAUAUAGAGACUUUAUUAUUAGUCAUUAUUAAAAUAGAGAUAAAAAAAAUGGCCACUAACAAAUGGGUAUUUUCCUUGUGCGGUUUUGUAAUUUAUCACUUAACAAAAUGUAUUUAUCAGCAUUAAAUGAUCAUUUAAUCUCAAUGUGUUGUCAAGACAACGUGUCCUGAGUUUCAUAAUGAGCCAAAUGAACCAGAUUUCUAUUCCUCGAAUGAGAUCAGAUCCACGAGUGAAUCUCUGGGAAAUCGUUGCAAAACUAGACACAUAACAAUAUUUCAAGAGAGUGAAAACCUGGAUCUGCACCAAAAUCGGAUGAGUUGCUCCCGGACUCCGACCGCAGCCGCUCACCACGAUUCAAGGAAACCACUUCUUGUUUCUGUGGAAUCCGGCUCUUUCAUAACCAAUUAUGCGAAGCUAAUAAAAAUGCAAUUUAGUUAUGAAAA